CGGACCCAAUCCGAAAGUUUGGGUUAUCCACCUUUCCUCAAUGGCUUCUCUUCGCGCAAGUUCGACCCAAUUUCUCCCACCUCUCACCAAACCCAUAUAACGUACAAACCACCAACACCUCCCUCAGCCGCUCCUCCUCCGUCACCUCCGUUGUCGCCGGCAAAGAGUUUGAUGAUAUCCCGGUGAAGUUCCCGGAUUUAACUGACCAUCUGGAGGGAGCGAUGAGUAUUGGACAGGAGAGAGAAAUGAUCAGCGGAAGUGUGGUGGUUGGUGGGCAGUUGUCACCGGAGGGUGUAAUGGCGGUGGAUGCGGUGAUGGUAGCGAAGAUUCGGAUACGUUGAUUGGUAGAGACAUCAUAGAGUUGUUAAUGCCUCUAUUGUUCUUGCUGCUGGUAUUUUUUUUGCAUGGUAUUUUUUUUGCAUGUGUUGCUCACUAUUGACCAUGAUUAAUUGAGUAUUGGCAUAUAAUAUGUACUCACGAUCAGCAAUGAUGGAAGAACUGAGAAGAGAAGUUGACGAGUUCGGGCAUGUAGAAAGGGAUGUGCAAGAAAAGGUCAACAAAUUAUUAGAUGCUGGAAAAGAGAUUGAUGAACAAGUAACAAAGUGGUUAGAAGAAGCCCACAGUAUCAGUACCAAUGUAAAAGCUAGUUGGCUAGUUGAUGAAAAAGCCAAGUCAACGUUGGCAAACAGAUUGUUUCGUCGUAAUCAUCUGUCAAAAAAGUCAAAGGAUGAUAUCUUAAAAAUGAAAACUUCCAUGAGUGAUUCGAUGGCUCAAGGGAAGAACAUUUUACUUGUUUGUUUCUCUGAAGUUCCUAUAGGAAUUGACCUUGUGUGGCGCGAUGAUUUUGUUGAGUUUAAGUCAAGGGAAAUUGCUUUUCAUGAGAUUAUGGAAGGAGUGAAGGAUGAAAAAGUUGGAAUCAUGGGCGUUAUAGGGAUGGGAGGUAUUGGGAAGACUAAAUUGGUGGUGGAAAUUGGUAAGAAAGCUCAAGAGAAGAAGUUGUUUGAUGCCAUAAUCAUGACAACAGUGACUCAAAAUCUUAAUGUUAAAGGCAUGCAAGGGACACUUGCUGAUAUGUUGGGCAUAGUGCUCAAUGAAGAGAAUGAGAGUGGCAGGGCGGACGAGCUUCGUGCGAGGUUUAAGAAAUUUAAACGUUUCCUAGUCAUUUUGGAUGAUGUUUGGGAAAAAAUUGACAUGGAUAUCAUUGGAAUCCCGUCACCGUCGAAUCAUAGAGGAUGUAAGGUUGUUCUCACAACACGUCGUGAGAAGGUUAUUGAGGAUAUGUGUUGCACAUCUGUAUGUUUAGGUGUUAUAGAAGAUACAGAAGCAUGUACAUUGUUUUGCACUUAUGCAGGACUCAGGUCUAUGUCUACCAAGGCAAAACAGGUUGUUAGUGAGUGCGCAGGUUUGCCACUUGCCAUUGUUACUGUUGGAAGUGCUUUAAAGGGUAAAAGCUCGGAGGACUAUGAUGAUGCGGUUCAUAAACUUUCUAAAUCUAGCUUUACCGAUAUAGAAAGUGCUGAUAGAAAUGUUUAUUCUUGUCUAAAGCUGAGUUAUGAUUAUUUAGGAGACGAUGACACCCAGAAGUGCCUCUUACUAUGCUCUUCUUAUCCGGAAGAUAGUAAAAUAAGUGUGGAGGAACUGACAAGAUACGCAUAUGGUUUGUGGUUGUUUCAAGAUGAUCAAUCAUUAGAGCAAGCAAGAGGGAAGAUAAUUUCUUUCAUCAAGAAACUUGAAAAAGCUUACUUGUUGUCCUCGAUACAAGAAGGCGAACUUAGCUCUUCUAAGGAAGAGGGUUAUUAUGUCAAAAUACAUGAUAUGGUUCGUGAUGUUGCAUUAUGGAUAACUAAGGAAACUGGGCCUUAUUUUGUGCCCUCCACGUUGAAAGAGUUCGAGAGGAAGGACAUGUAUAAAAAGGCAGUUGUGAUUUUCCUAGAUUCUUGGGGUUUUACUCGCCAAUUUCCCAACGAAUUUCAUUGUCCAAACCUGAAAAUGUUGAAAAUGUGGCCAGCUGCUGCUUCUUUAGUUCACACUUUUCCAUGCCCUGUUCAUGAUUAUCGGAAGGCCCAGGAUCUGCACCCUCCUCCUACUUUACAAAUUCGAAGGGUGCUGCAUAAUCAUUCUCCUGUAAAGUUUACAGAUAACUUUUUUAGAAGGACAAAUACUUUACAGGUCCUGGACUUUGAAGCGUCAUCAACGGUUUUGCUCAAAUAUCUUGUGAAUCUCAGAACUUUUCAUUUUCGUGGACAAAAUUUGAGGUAUAAUGAUAUGUCUUCAAUCAGAUUAUUAAAGAACUUGCACAUCCUCAAGUUGGUCUUUAUUGGAGAUUCAACAGUACUACCAGAAUGGAUAGGGGAACUUUGUAACUUGCGGCUGCUGGAUUUAUCUGAAUGGGUUAAGCUGGAAGAGAUACCCCCCAGUUUGCUGUCUAGACUAGAAAAUCUUGAAGAGUUAUAUACUCCUUUAUGCCACCAGGGGACGUGGAAUGAUUCUUAUCUAUGUGAUCUAAAUAAAUUGCAUCGCUUGACUACCUUCAUGGGCAUGCUAAAGAGCGUUUAUUCUCUUCCACAAGAUUUUAGCUUCAGGGAGCUGCAAAGGUAUUGCAUAUUGUGCUACUCAGUAAGUACCAGCAAGUGGUCAAGAGCAUUGAUGCUGGAUGGUCUUAAGGACUUGAAAGUUUUCCAGCAUUUAUUUCCAAGCGUGGAGUGCCUUCAUAUCUCGGGACCAAUAAUGAGGGACAUCCAAAACAUGUAUCCUCAAAUUGAUUCGGCGGGUUUCCUGAAUCUUAGGGAACUCUACUGUAAUGGCAUAGCCAGUUUUAAGUGUCUUAUUGACACUACAGAAAAUGGAGGGCUGUCAUCUUUAACAACAGCAGAAAUAUUUCCCAGAAUAGUUCGUCUAUUCUUAUCUGAAAUGAAGCAGUUCUGCAAGAUGUGCAAUGGUCCUACUCCAGUUAACUUCUUGGGAGAGCUAAGACAUGCUUGGUUCACAAAUUGCCCGAGGCUGAAGAAUAUAGUUCCGGACAUGCUUCCAUGUGCACCACCGUUGGAAGAAUUACAGAUAUGGAGAUGUCAUACGAUCAAGUAUGUAUAUAAGGUGGAAUUAGAAGCACUUGAGCACACAACACAUUACCUGCCAUUGCUCCCCUCCCCUACAUUUAUGAAGUUAUUUCACCUUCGGAAGUUGCAAAGGAUAUGGAAAAUGCCCAAUCUUCAGGAAAAAAACGAGGUAAUUUCAGUUGAGGCUUGUACUAGCAUUCUUGAUAAUAUCAGAGGAAGCUUAAUCUCUCUUACUAAGGUGGAGAUUCUUCAUUGUUAUGAGUUGAAAGAGAUUUUUCCAACUGUUGAGCUAAAUAACCAGAAACUUCCUUCAAACUUAGUUGAGUUGAAGUUGGAAAGUUUACCUAAAUUGAAGUCCAUAUGGAAAGGUCCUCAUGAAAAUGGUUACCUUCACAAACUACAAAGAAUUUCUAUAAGAGGAUGUGAUAGAUUGACAAGCCUUUUCACACCCACUCUUGCUUGGAGUUUGGUCAAGUUGCAAGAGCUCCAAAUCAUUGAUUGUGCGGCAUUGGAAACAAUUAUCAUGCUAGAUUACCAGGAUGAAGCAUGGAUGAGAAGUCCACCUAACUCAACCACAGCUUUUCAACAAAUUAAGAGAAUCCAUAUACAUUCAUGUCACAAAUUAAAGAGCAUUUUGCCCAUUGCUUUCAUGGGUGAGGGUCUUCCGAUAAUUGAAAGUAUCUUUGUUGGAGAGUGUGCGGAGCUAGAGCAAGUAUUUGGUGAUAGGGAAGAAAAUGUGGUAAAAGAUGGGCGCAUAGAGAUGAACAAUCUGCGGUCUCUAAAGCUCGUGAAUGUACCGAGGCUAGUCCGCCUCUUGCCAUCCAAUUGGCAUCUAAUAGUGUCGUCUCUGUCUCAACUCCAAGUAACUCCAAAUAGCCAGGACGAGGAAGAAAUGAAGGACAUGGUAUUCUCUGUCGGAGAUGGAGUUGGAGAUGCAGAUGUUGAUGAAGAUGAAGAUGGAGAUGCAGAUGUUGAUGAAGAUGAAGAUGAAGAUGAAGAUGAAGAUGAAGAUGAAGAUGAUGAUGAAGAAGAAGAUGAAGGGGAAGAAGAGAAGCCAUUGGCAAUGAACUAUGGUGGAACAAUAGAACGACAGCUCCAAAAAGAAUAUUGGAUGGUGUUGGGCAGAGUAUUACCAAUUAGAGCACAACAGAGUUUACUGGAUUUUCGGAUGGUGGAAAUUGUAAGAUGCAUCCAUGACGACAUAGAAGAGGUAUUUGAUCUUGUAGAGGCUAAAAAGCCCGUCCUUGAACUGUUAGAAGUGCUGAAGGUCUGCUACAUGCCGAAUUUGAAGUACAUAUGGAAAGGGCACACUAAGUUUGUCAUCUUGCAAAACCUUCGUGAAAUAGUAGCUUUCAAAUGCGCAGCCAUUACAUUUCUCUUCCCUCUAUCUAUGGUCCGGAAUCUUCCAUGCCUAGAAUCUCUUAUAGCUUCCGAAUGCCCCCAGCUAGAACACAUAUUUCAAGAUGACAUAGGAUCAGUGUCAAGGAAUUCUCUUAUAAUUGCGCGUGAUGAUAGUGACGAAGAUGUAUGUGCUGGAGCAGUGACAUGCUUGCCAAACUUGAAAAAAAUCCUUGUAGAAGAAUGUGGCAAGGUAAAAUACUUGUUUCCCCUCUCUGUUGCUCAACACCUUCCAAGCCUUAAAUGGUUGCAUAUACAACGAUUAUCCCAAUUAGUGCACUUGUUCUACGAAGACCGAGAAGGGAUAUGUGUAGGGCACAAUGAGAAGAUCAUUUUUCUCCCCAAGUUACAGGACAUCCAACUCGACAACCUCCCUCGCCUCUCUAGCAUCUGCCCACCAGGUUACAUGUUAACAAGGAUGUUUGGCGAGAACUGGAAGACUGAAGUAUAUGGUAGUUGGGGAAGAAAUUUCUUCCUGAUCAGAAAUUGCCAGCCAGUCAUCAGCAGAUCAACCACCUUGUCUCAGUUGGUCAACCUAUCUCACCUUUGUAGCUUUACACUGAUUGAUUCUGUGAGCCUGCUCAAGUGUCUUUUUGUUCGUAGCAUGGCUCAAGCAUUGUGCUCCCUCCAACAUCUAGAGGUUGUCAAUUGCAAGGAGUUGGAGUAUCUAAUUGAACCUGCAAAUGACCAAGAACCUACUCUAUUACGUCAGAAUGACUCUUGGACUACAUGCUUCCCUCGAUUGCUGGCUCUACGUAUAGUAGGGUGCAACAAAUUAAAAACUGUGUUCCCUCUCUCCAUAUCUAGAUCCCUUCCAGAACUGAGGUACUUUUACUUGAAUGGAUUGCCUGAAUUGGAGGAGAUUUUUACUGAGGAUCGUAAUGAAGAAUAUGUAAGAUGCACCAAGUUCAUCAAGCUCCCAGAACUGUUAAGGCUAACUCUUGCACAACUGCCGCGCUUGUCCCGCAUGUGUCCUUUAGGUUAUGCGGUAUGCUGUCAAACACCUCUUGAAUUUUUGGAGAUAGGUGGGUGCCCUUUUAUGGACAAAACUAAUUGUUUCCCUCCUAUAUACAAAUCCACCACAGUUGAACGACGUUAUUCCAUCAGGUAAGGAAAAGGUUCCAUCAGAGGGAUUUCAACCUAUUGGGAUUUGUAUAAGAAUUUGUACUUGUAUCGGGACUUACAACUCGUUGGAAAUAUUUUUGAGAGGAGCUUCGUUCUCUUGUGGAGGCUUCCUUCUUGUAUUAUUUCUAGGGGUUUGCAACCCGGUAUUUGAACUCGAAAUGGGAAUUUCGACCCGAUUGGAUUUUGUAUAUUUGUUCCGGAAUUUGCAACCCGUUGGAACUAUUUCGGGGGGAUUUCAAUCCAUUGGAUUUUGUACUA
Molecule: messenger RNA, 5837 nt
Organism: Spinacia oleracea (spinach)
Lineage: Eukaryota; Viridiplantae; Streptophyta; Magnoliopsida; Caryophyllales; Amaranthaceae
Product: disease resistance protein At4g27190
Exons: 7
Coding region: 469-5565 (1698 amino acids)
Molecular function (GO): ADP binding
Source: RefSeq, a predicted model, not a curated record